This is a messenger RNA of Oncorhynchus nerka (sockeye salmon), 1523 nucleotides long. Its product is annotated as angiopoietin-related protein 4-like. The record is from RefSeq and is a predicted model, not a curated record. NCBI's taxonomy places the organism in Eukaryota, Metazoa, Chordata, Actinopteri, Salmoniformes, Salmonidae. Gene Ontology annotation, molecular function: enzyme inhibitor activity. The transcript is spliced from 3 exons. Bases 434 to 1009 code for a protein of 191 amino acids. Gene Ontology annotation, biological process: triglyceride homeostasis.
CAUCACGUUCAUAGAAUCUAGUGAUUUUCUCUUCGGUGUCUGUGCUAAUUAUGUUACACUGCUUUUUUCCUGGAGUAUUGAAGACUAGUUAUCCUGUUUCCAUUUUCCCUCAUUGCUUUUGCUGAAAAUCCUAAUUCUCUGUUUGCAGCUUUGACCAGGCCAUACUUUCUCAGGAUGUUUCCUCUGAGCAUUUUUGAAGCCACUUGUUUGUCCUUGGCACUGCGCAUUUUUUUAUACUUUUGUUUUAACUCUGCAAUGAUGGCAUUUUGAAACAACAAACCCUUCUCAAGUUCUUUGGAGUUCCCUUCAUAUUCUGUUUUGUCUUUGUCUUUGGGAAAUCUUGUCUAUCCAUUUUCUUCAUCAGUUGAUCAUAUCUUUUAUUGUAUUUCUCAGUUUUCUGUUAAGCUUUAUUUGACAUUUGUCAUGCAAAGAUAUGUAUGUUUUUGAGCGACCUCUUCCAACCUUUUUCCUUCCAGCAAGUAUUAGACUUUUCAUUCCUGUUGCAGACCAUGAGGAAGGGGUAUCAGGGCAUGCAUCAGGGGCAGGUGAGUUCUGGCUUGGUCUUGAGAAGAUACGCGCUGUGGCCAAAGAUGCAGACUACAUCCUCAACGUCAUGUUCUCCGACUGGAGGGGUGAUUCUGAGACCAACCAGUACCCCAUCCGUCUGAGCGGGGAGGAGAGCCACUAUGCCCUCCAUAUCCAAAAGACCUCGAACAGCAGCCUGGAGGGCACCCUGGCUACCGAGGCCUCCGGCCUGCACUUCUCCAUCCACAGCCAAGACAAUGACCAGAACAAUGACAUCAGCUGUGCCAAACACCUCUCUGGUGGCUGGUGGUUCAGCAACUGUGGACGUUCCAACCUGAACGGCCGUUACUUCAUGAGCCCUCCUCCCAAGCAGAGGCAUCAGAGGAAGCAGGGGGUCUUCUGGAAGACCUGGCGUAGCCACUACUAUCCCCUGAAGACCACCGUCAUGAUGAUCGCCCCCGCUGUGAUGGAGAACAAGUCAUAGAGGAAAGACGCUCAGCAUUCUGACACAUUUUCUCCUCUUGAACUGAAACACUGUUAGAGGUGGUUAGCCGAUGACUUGGGUUGCUACCCAGUCAGUCCUGGCUUCACCCAGUGAGACUUCCAACAAAGACAAGGACAUUAUAAAAAACUAAAUAACUCAUACUUUUCAAAAGUCUUAGAGUCUCUCAGCUAGAGACAAAACCAAACAAUGUUUAAAAAAUUAAGAAGUACAUGAACAUGUGAAUCUAGCAGUGGAAAGUUAGCAAGAGUGUUUCACCAAAGCUGUGGUAUGAGCUCACUCUUAAUCACUGUUUAAAGCAACGCUCAGCCUUGGGACUAAUGAAUGGAACAGAAUGAGGUGAGUUCAAACAUGUUUUGUGUCGCAAGAAACCAAGCAUUUUCCACAUGCUAAGACCCAUCUGAUGGAGGUUUCUGAAUGGUAAGAGCUCUCCCAGAGGUUGAAUACUGCCCUCGUUGGCUCGAACCAGCCAAUAAAAAUCAUUUAAAGAAAAAUA